Messenger RNA from Protobothrops mucrosquamatus (brown spotted pit viper), 3583 nucleotides. RefSeq names its product GPI ethanolamine phosphate transferase 3. The transcript is spliced from 16 exons. Gene Ontology annotation, biological process: GPI anchor biosynthetic process. The coding region runs from base 5 to 3571 and encodes 1188 amino acids. Gene Ontology annotation, molecular function: mannose-ethanolamine phosphotransferase activity. Gene Ontology annotation, cellular component: endoplasmic reticulum membrane. NCBI's taxonomy places the organism in Eukaryota, Metazoa, Chordata, Lepidosauria, Squamata, Viperidae. The record is from RefSeq and is a predicted model, not a curated record.
CACGAUGGUGCUCUUCGUGCCGCAGCAGGAGGCCUGGGUGGUGGAGCGCAUGGGCCGCUUCCACCGCAUCCUCGAGCCGGGACUGAAUUUCCUCAUCCCACUCCUAGACCGCAUCCGCUACGUCCAGAGCCUCAAGGAAAUUGUCAUCAACGUGCCAGAGCAGUCGGCUGUUACCCAUGAUAACGUGACCCUCCAGAUCGACGGGGUUCUCUACCUGCGCAUCAUGAAUCCUUACAAGGCUAGCUACGGGGUGGAGGAUCCCGAGUAUGCCGUCACUCAGCUUGCCCAGACUACCAUGCGAUCCGAGCUGGGCAAGCUCUCCCUGGAUAAAGUCUUCCGGGAGCGUGAAUCCCUCAAUUCCAGCAUUGUGGAUUCCAUCAACCAGGCCUCGGACUACUGGGGCAUCCGGUGCCUGCGCUACGAAAUCAAGGACAUCCACGUGCCCCCCCGGGUGAAGGAGUCCAUGCAGAUGCAGGUGGAGGCCGAGAGGCGCAAAAGGGCCACCGUCUUGGAGUCCGAAGGGAUUCGAGAAUCGGCCAUCAACGUGGCUGAGGGGAGGAAGCAGGCCCAGAUCCUGGCUUCAGAGGCUGAGAAAACAGAGCGGAUCAACCAGGCUUCUGGCAGCCUGGAGCAAGGGUGCUGCCCUUGGUUCAUGGAAGACCCAGGCCUCCUCCCUCCCAUGGGGAGGAGAGCAGCUGCAAUUUAUUUUNUGCACCGCCUGACGCUCCAGCAGCCCCGCCACGGCCGCCUCUACCGCUUCCGCGCCGACCCGCCGACCACCACGAUGCAGCGGCUGAAGGCGCUGACCACCGGCUCGCUGCCCACCUUCGUGGACGCCGGCAGCAACUUCGCCUCCUACGCCAUCCACGAGGACAACCUGCUCUGGCAGCUGGCCAGCAAUGGGAAAAAAGUGGUCUUCAUGGGGGACGACACCUGGGACGGCCUCUUCCCCCAGGCCUUCCACCGGGCCCACUUCUUCCCGUCUUUUAACGUGAAAGAUCUGCACACGGUGGACAACGGGAUUUUGCAGCAUUUGUACCAGACAGUGGACGACGGCGAGUGGGAUCUACUCAUUGCCCAUUUUUUGGGUGUGGAUCACUGCGGUCACAAACAUGGACCAGAUCACCCUGAAAUGGCCAAGAAGCUCUCCCAGAUGGAUGAGAUGCUCAGUUCACUGGUUGACCACCUGGAAAAUGACACGCUCCUCCUGGUGGCAGGGGACCACGGCAUGACAGCGACCGGGGACCACGGUGGAGACAGCGAGGAGGAACUCGAUGCGGCUCUCUUUGUGUACAGCAAGGCUCCGCUCUUCCGGGACCUUCCCCCUGAGGAGCCCCAGACGGUCCCACAGGUGAACCUGGUGCCGACAUUGGCUCUCUUGUUGGGGGUGCCAGUGCCGUAUAGCAACAUUGGGGAAGUGAUGGCUGACCUCUUUGCAAGUGAGGGGGAUGCAGCCUCCUCGCUCCGUGCCCAGCUGGCAGCCUACAACAUCAAUGCCAGGCAGGUGGACCGCUUCCUGCACUCCUACGCAGAGGCCGCGCAGGACCUCCCGGCGGAGAAACUGCAGCACCUUCAGCGUCUCUUUCGCUCUGCCACGGAGGAGCAUGAGCACCUCUUGGUCCAGGAGGCCUCUCUGGUCCUGCCGCAGAUGGAGGGGCUCCGGGCGCGUUUCCAGCAGUAUCUGCGGGAGGCCCGGGCUGUGUGUGCCGAGUCCUGGGCCCGCUUCCAUCCCGGCUGCAUGGUGGCCGGCUGCGCCCUUUUGACCUCCUCCUGCCUGCUGUGCUACGUGGCCUCCCAGGUGGCCACUCGCCUGGACUUCUCCUACCGCCACUUCUUCCUCUACCCCCUGCUCUGGGGCUUGGCGGGGGUGGCCCUGCUGGGGCUGGCUCACGUCUUCAGGGGGGCCAGAGCUGACCUCCUUAUGCUGUCCGCCUGGGGGGCAGCGGCUUCCCAACUGGGCUUCUUCUGGCAUUGCUGGACCAGGCGCCCCCCAGCCCUGCACACGGCUGGCCUUUGCCCCCCGUUGGAGGGUUUCAGGCUGAAGCCGAGGCUCUGGGCGGGGCUGUCCCUGGGCAUCCUGUUCCUGCGUUGCGCAGCCAUGCUUUCGGACAGCUUUGUCGUGGCGGAGGGACAGGUGGUGCCCUUCCUGCUCACCUCCCUGGUGCUGCUGGAGGCUCUGAAGCUGCAGUGGAAGGGCAGGCUGGACGGCUCCCUGCUGUGCUGGCAGCUGCUGGCCACCUUGGGCGUUGUCGUGGUGUGUGCACGGCUGUCGGGGCUUUUCCGGAAGUGCCGGGAGGAGACUCCUGUUUGCCAGACAGCCUCCGUCUUGGGGGCCCUCUCCAGCGUGCAGGAACCGAGGACCAAGAACCUCUAUUACGGCCUGUGUGUGGGGGCGCUGGCCAGUCUGGUGUGUGGCACCCGCUGCUGGCUGCGCCAUUAUGGCAACCUGAACAGCUCCUGCGCCCUGGUGCUUUUUGUGCGGUGGGGAUUCCCACUCCUGGCCCUGACCCUGGCCAGUUACUGGGCCAUCACCUCUGGCGCCGAGGAGAUGCUGGUCAAACGCCACGCCUGGGCCCAGCUGGCUUUGGAGGUCUUCCCCCGUGGGAUUUACGUCUUGGUGAUGGCGGGGCUGCUCCUGGUUUUGUGGAAGCCCAUGACCGUCUUUCUGGAAGGCAGCCAAGACCCACCCCUCAUGUCCUCCACCUCCGAGGCCUUGAUCUCCCAGCUGUACCGCCGGAUCCAGGAGUCCCUGAAAAGCCAGCUGGAGGAAACGCCGGGCGGCUGCAGGGCCACGGUGGCCGCCUACGGGCUGGGCAGCGUCUAUUCGGCCGCCGUGCUCAUCACCCUGGCCCUGCUGGGCUUCCUGCUGAUGACUCUGCACACGGAGCGGCUCAGCCUGGCCUUCCUCCUGCUGUUCGUGGAGGCCUUCGCCCUGCUGUGGAUGCACGCCUGUCGUUCCUCCUUCUCCUCCUCAGACCCCUUUGUGGUGCCGUGGGAAGCCCUGGUUGCUUGGGCUCUUGCUGCCGCCCAGUUUUUCUACGCCACUGGCCAUCAGCCCGUCUUCCCCGCCAUCCACUGGAAUGCGGCCUUCGUGGGGUUCCAGCAGGGACACGCCGCCAAUCUGCUGCCUGCGUUCCUCGUUGGGGCCAACACCUUCGCCUCUCAGAUCCUCCUGGCAGCUGGCUGCCCAUUACUUCUGCUGUGGCCCUUUGUCUGUGAGGCCAGCACCUCCGGGGCCGGGAGGCCAAAGACGCGACUCCAAGACAGGGAGGAGCCGAUGAUGGAGAUGAGGCUCCGGGAGGCACCGGAGCGAUUUUCAGCAGCCCUGGUGCAGCUGGGCCUCAGAUACCUGCUUAUUUUGGGGCUUCAGCUUCUGGCUUCCGUUUUGGCAGCCAUGAUUCUCAGGAGACAUCUGAUGGUGUGGAAGGUCUUUGCCCCAAAGUUCCUCUUCGAAGCGGUGGGCUUUAUGGUGAGCUGCGUCUUUCUCCUCCUGGGUCUUGGCCUGGUGAUGCGCGUGGAUUGUGCUGUCAGCAAGUGGUUCAAGCAGGUCAUCCUUGCGCAGCCCAGAUAGUGCAGCAGUGCA